This is a messenger RNA of Manis javanica (Malayan pangolin), 2532 nucleotides long. It is a transcript of the gene C12H8orf48, whose product is annotated as chromosome 12 C8orf48 homolog. Lineage: Eukaryota; Metazoa; Chordata; Mammalia; Pholidota; Manidae. The record is from RefSeq and is a predicted model, not a curated record.
UAAGCGAUCCGCCGCCAGACCUGUCGCCUCGCAGCUGAGGCUUGACUAGCUAGCUCCUGAGCAACUCUUGACCUGGACAAAACAGCUGAGGCGCCGUGUCUGAUGCAAUGUGAUGGCCACCCGCCUAGAAGCCUGGGGAUUCAGAAGAGCAAGAGAGGAAGUGGCCCAAACAGACACGAGGGCUAUGGCCGACCUUACUAACGAGGCCUCUAAGUCCUUUACUGAUGAGGUACAGAGUUUGGGUUCGUUCAGCAACUCUGGAGGACCGCAGCCCCCGCCGCAUGCCUCUGGGAGCAAACCUGAGAGUGGAAGACUAACUACAUGCUUGGAAUAUCAAGACAAACAAUCUGAGCUUUCAGACUUCAGAAAUAAUGAAACAGAGUUGAGCAGAAAAUGGAUCAACCACCUCAAGGGCAAAGAGACUAACUCUGGACAGCAGCAAUUAGACACUGCAGUUCACACAGAAAUCACUCGUGUAUCCGAUGAAGAACUGAAUGCCCUGCGCUCUUUUUGCACCGCUAAGAUAAACCUGCUCCGUCACAGAGCAAACUCCAAGGAGAAAAAAAGCAACAGACAUCAAACGCUGCAACUUAGAUGGAAUGCAGAUGCUUCAAAGACAGACGCCUUAAACUGUAAUGUCCCUGAUGAGCUUUUGAACAGAAUCUAUUUAAAAAACAUGAGGACAACAAAAGUGGUGGCAACAGUGAAGCAGCACAUUUCUUCUCAGUGUCCCAGUUGUAACAGAAAAAGAGCAGAACUGGCCCAGUCUGCUUUUCUGACACGAAAGAAGACUUUACUGGAAACAUUUCUACUCCAAAAGAAAAUCGAUGAACAUCUUCAUACUAAAGACUUUCUUACCUUUAUUGGAGAGGCACAUCAGGGCCUUCCUAGGCUUUCAGAUGACCCCCAAAUUAUCUGGGAAAGAAUAAAAGAGAAAAGUCAGAUCAGAUACUCUGGUUUUGAAAAGUCAGAUACAAAGCAGAAGAUGUGAUAGAAUGGAAAUAGCACUUGUAUUCACCUUUUUCUCUACCAUUUCUUGAACCACUUACUCUAACCAAACAUGAGAUGGUAUUUAUUAAUGACAAUGUAUAAUGUGGAUAAUGUUUCUAUUGUGUAUUUGAGUAAUUAUUAUCAUCUCUACAGGCACUUUUUGGAAACUAAUUUAGGACUUUACUUCCCUCUCAGAUUGGACUAAAAAUUUCCAUUUAAUGCAUUUUUCAAAAUGUAAAGGGCCACGCUGUUGGAAUAAUUAAUGUUUUUACAACAAUCCAGGAGGAAAAUGUUGGCAGUUUGAACUAGUUUUGACAGUACACAUAGGAAAAAGUACAAACAUGUAAGAGAUAUUUAGGAGGUAAUGAGUGUCAGUCUCUGAUGAAGAAAUGGAUAUGGGGAUUUAAUGAAAGGUGAAUGUUAAGAAUGUUACUAAGCUACUGACUGUAUACUUGGAGGUGUAAUAAUUUCAUUAAGACAGGAACUUCAGAAGAGGAUUGUGUUUGGUGGGAAUGAUGUAGGAGUAUGAUUAUUUGGAUGAUUAUAUGUCAUUAUAUGGUUACUUUGAGGUGUAUCUGAGACUCGAGAAAAUUUGUUUAUUUGUGCUUGCUGUCUAGAGAAAAUAUCUAGCCUAGAGAUUUGAAAUAAAGGAGUGGGCUGGGGGAGAUCAUUGGCAUAUAGUUGGAAAUUGAAGUCAUAGAUGUGGUGAGCUCUUCUGAAAGAGAGUAGAGUGAGAACAGAAGAAGGGCUGUUACCCACCCCUGAGAAAUUCAACAAUUAAUGGCAGGGUGUCAGAGAAUAAGCCAGGAAAGGAGGUUGAGAAGAAAUUAUCGUAGAAGGGUAAAGGAAGCCAGGCGUAUGCAGUGACACUGAGACCAGCGAAAGGCUGGGUUGUCUCAGUCUGUGUAACGGAAUUCACAUGACAUAGCUUAGUCAUGUGUCAGGCUCUGCUGAUCUUAGCAAAAACCACUUCAUUUACAGGAACUGGACAGAGUGGAUGGAGGUGUAAAUGUGAAGUAAGGAGGUGAAGAGUAUGAAUGUAGACUACCCCCUAAAAUUUAGCUGUGGAGACAGAGAGAGGGGAAGCUGGAGAUAGAUGCAGAAUUUGAGGGAAGCCUGCUUGAACAAAUGAUCUAAAAAGCCAUUUUUUGACAUAAAGACUUCAUGAAAUGUCUCUUGUUCAUCCCAAUUUCCAUUCUGAUGAAACAAGAUUGUCCCCUGAAUAUCAGGGCAUUCUGAAAAUAAAUUUAUUGGGGAAAAUGUUAGAUGGUAUUCUGAGAAAUCAUAUUUAUUACUUAUUUUCUCUAUAAAAAUAUAAAUCCUGGAACUAGUGACAAUACCUGGAGGUCACUUAUAUACAUGUCUAACACCUCAGCUAUUAGAGUAAAAAAAAUGUAUUUGUAAAAAUCCUCCCAUAAUAGUUUUGUAUCAUACUCCCAUAAUGGUCUUUGAAUUUAGACUUUCAUUUAUGUAUAAAGAUAGUCUUGUGUCCUGUAAAAUGUAGCAUAUCUUCUCAUAGCAAGUCAUCCCUAAAUAAAAUGG